AUGAUCGACGAGACACUCGAGUUUGAAGAGGAGGAACGUCGUGCUUCCGGGACACAGACCCUUAUUACUCAAUUGAACGCUAAGGUCUAUCCGAGACUUAGCCGAAAAGAGCGUGAGGCGCUGGACCUGAAGUUUGCAGCAGUGCACAAAACUGGGGCAGGCUUCAGCACGUUCGAGCACCCAGCACAGCAAAGCUUUUUUGAUAUUCUCAACAAUCAACGGUCUCCUCCGAGUUCGUCUAUGUUGUCGACGACACUGCUUGGUGAAUGCUACCGUUUGAGUAUGGAGCAGAUGGCCGCGGCAUUGAUCAAGGCGCCGUCGGUUACACUUGGAGUGGACGGAGCAACAAACGUUCUUUCAAGAAGCAUGUCGAACGUGAUUGCCCCUGAUCCCCAUCCGUGGUUUGUGGAGUACUUGCGAGCAGUCCUGAAGAGAGAGUCUGCCCCGGAAGUAUUCACGAAGAUCAAUGACAGGGCAGUCUGA
Molecule: messenger RNA, 483 nt
Organism: Phytophthora nicotianae INRA-310
Lineage: Eukaryota; Oomycota; Peronosporomycetes; Peronosporales; Peronosporaceae
Exons: 1
Coding region: 1-483 (160 amino acids)
Source: RefSeq, a predicted model, not a curated record